UCCUCUGGACGCGUUGAUCUCACACAGCGCCAAGCGGCAGAGUGGAGUGUGAGUGUAUCUGUGAAUCGCUCCAAGCGCACUCAGAACAAACCAGACAGGAGCCGGUGAACGGCAGAACGCGCACCGGAGCUCACGGAGAGGCGUUCAGAGCGCCGGGGCUUCUCCACAGAGCGCAUGAGCGGCGGCGGGUGAAGGAUGCUGUCAAACCGCUCGGUGGUUGUGGAGUGCGGGUAGUGCGCACCGCACUGCUCCGGGGUCAAGUCCCAUUAACUGGGUCUCUGGUGCGUGGAUUUGAAAGCGGUGUUUUUUUUUUGGACCUUUCAGCGCGCAGGACUUUUAGUUUGAAGUCUGCUCAGCCCCUUUCUGAGAUUUUUAAAGGACGCUUCAGUGAUGCUUUUUAUUCAAAUAGAUUUGAACUCCACAGAAGCGCGACCUGCACAUUGACUUUUUGAUUUUUAUUUCCUCUUCGGGACCUAAAAUAAAAAAUACUCAUCGUGGGACAUUUGAUAAGGAGCUGGAAUUUUGAAGUAGAUCAGAGAGACUGUUGCAUCCUCUGGCAGAUCUUUUCGGAUCUUCUGUUCUCUUCUCGCAGCGAGCCCGGUUUUGUUUUACGUUUUUGUCCCCGAAGAAAUGAACACAGAUAAAAGACUUUGGAAUUUCACAGCUCUCUUCUGCAUCGGGGUUUUUUUUUCAGCACAGUUCCAUUUUUGUGCAUUUAAAAGCAAAAUUCGGUCUCUUUAAGGUGUCCACACGGACAGGCGCGCUGUCUGCGUGCGUAAUUGGAUACAGUCUGUCCACUCCGCGCUGCGUCCUUGGAGAAGUUCAAAAACAAAACUCACUUUUAAAUUCAGGAAAUUAGAACUUAUUUGGUGAGUUUUGCUAUGUAAAUUUUUUGUAAACAGUGUGAUAAACAUUUAAAUAAUUUGUUUUGAUUAAUUUUUCCAUCUUUUUGCUUUUGGGGACAGACGGAAAAACGCAGUCUGCCGAUGUCUGGCAAACUGGCUGUCAUGUGGGAUUGAUUGCAGGGGAGUAUGUUUGGGCUGGAGCAGUUUGGUUCUCAAAUUAAUAGCAGAAACCCUGGCCAGUCGGAGAGAAACAUAAACCAACAAAGACUGAACAUGGGCUCCCAUUAUAAAAGCCCAGGCUUUCAUGCUGGAGGCCCGCCCGGAGCUGUUGAGCCCGCUUUGGGCCCCAUGAACGAGUCGCAAAUGCUGGGGCUCAACAUGAACAUGAAUGGUGAGCCAUAUGGCGGCUUUCACCCGCGUCCAGACAUACAUGCAGGCAGCGGGCUUCAGCAGCAGCAGCAAGGACCGAUGCAUGGAUUUUUUAACAACCAGCAACCUCAUCAAGGACAUCCACAUGGCCACCAGCCUCACCCCCACCAACACCACGCUCAUUUCAGUGGGAGUUUUGGAGGCCCAGAGCCAGGGUCUUCCUGCCUGCAUGGUGGCAGGAUAAUGAGCUACAACAACAAUGGCAUGGGACCACAGCAGGGCUUUGGAGAUGGAUUUGAUCCUCUUUCUGAGGGACAGGCAGGAGACGGUUUUCCCCAGCAGCAGCAGCAGCAGCGGCCGGGUAACAUACCUGACUUCCAACACCACGGCCCCCCCAGUGGCAACCAUGCUGUCCCUGCCCCCUGCCUGCCCCUUGAUCAGUCACCUAACAGAGCAGCUUCCUUCCAUGGUCUUCCGUCAUCCUCGUCCACCUCAUCGGAGUCUCAUGGUUUGGAGCCGCGGCGGAUGCCCAAUCAGGGAGCGGUGGAAGGGUUAGAGUACAACUUCCCUAACGAGCCCCCAUCUGGACAUUUUGAUGUACCUGUGUUUUCCCCCUCUGAAUCAGAAUCACAGCUACCACACUUUGGCCCAGGAAGGCCUGUUCCUGGUGGAAGUUUCCCAGGGAACCCUGGCAUGCCACGGACACCAGGUAUGCAGGGCAUUUCUAAGGGACACCCGCCUCCACCACAGCCCCAGCAGCAACAGCAUGGAGUGUUUUUUGAGCGUUUUGGAAACGGCCGGAAGGUGCCUGUGGGAAUGGAGCCGGGGGUCAACGCAAGACAUCCUCUCAUGCAGCAGCAACAACAGGCUAGUUUGAUAGCCAGACAGAACUCAUGCCCCCCUGGCCUCCCUCGACCCCCUCAGGCUGAGCCUGGCAACACUAACCCUAACAUUCUAGAUGGAGGGGUCAUGAUGCCUGGCCAACACAACCAAUUUGAAUAUCCCAUUCACAGACUGGAAAAUAGGGGUUUGCACCCCUAUGGGGACCCCAUGUUUAAUAUGCAACAACCAGCUCCUCCUCCUUCUCAACAGCCCCCAAAUCAGAGACUUCAACACUUUGACUCUCCCUACAUGAACAUGGCGAAAAGGCCCAGAUUUGAUUUUCCUAAUUCACAUGGUGGCGAAGGCUGGUGUGGCACUAUGGAAAACCACAUAUCUCCUUCUGCAUACCCCGGCCUCCCUGGGGAGUUCACCCCACCUGUGAAUGAAGGUUUUGCCCCAGGCCCCCUGCAGCACCAAGGACCUGAGCCACAGUCUCUGCAGCAGCGCCAAAAUGCAGCCAUGAUGAUUAAACAAAUGGCCUCCCGCAACCAGCAGCAGAGGAUGAGGCAGCCCAGUCUCCAGCAGUUGGGCCACCAUGGCGACGUGCCUCCUGGACCAAUGGCUCAUGGAGGUCCAGUUGGAGGCAUGCCCCAACCAAACUUUGACAGAGAGAAUGGUGGCAGGAUGCCCAACAUUGAUGGACAAAAUCCUCAUGUAACUCAGGAGAAUUCCUGGUUUCAGGGGUCCCACCCACCAGGAGAGAUGAUGUCACGGCGUAUGGGUGGAGCAGGUAACGAGCCUGGUCCUAAUGAAAUGGGGCUCCAGCAGAACGGGGCUGGGAUGAUGUUUCGGCAAGGCAUCGGCAUGCAGGAGCCCAUGAGAAUACCAGGAGAUGGACAUGUGCAGACCCUUCAUUCCCCUGGGAUGCACUCGCAAUUUGGUGGCAACAUGGGCAACCUCUCACAAAUGCAGUCUCCAGGAGCUGGAGGAGGACAUCCAAAUGCACCAGCAGAAAGGCGGACAGCUGACUUCCCAGCUCCUCCGAUGGGAGCACAGCCAACCUUCCCUUAUGGAGGCGCUAACCGCCAGGGGCCGGGACACAAUGCUCCUCAGGGGGUGAGCACCUCACCAGGGAGCUACCCUCCCCAGUCUGAGUUCCCCUCAGGCCAGCGGUCGUCUGUUAGUAAGCUUGGUGCUCUAUCUCUUGGGAACUUCAGCAAAACCAGCUCUAAAGACAGCGUUUUUGGCCAAAGCUGCCUAGCAGCCUUGUCCACGGCCUGCCAGAACAUGAUCGCAAGUCUAGGGGCCCCCAAUCUAAAUGUAACAUUCAAUAAGAAGAACCAAAACGAGGGCAAGCGAAAACUAAGUCAGACAGAGCAGGACAUUAAUAGCAGCACAUCUAAUGGGACUGGCAGUGCGGGUCCUGAAUACUUUCAGAGCAGCACUUCCCAGAACAGCCAGAUGCCUGGCACUGGGAAUAGUAACUCUAAGCCUGUAAGUCAAAGCCAGACGGUGCAGGGGGAAGCCAGUGCCCUCUCCCCAAACUACAACAUGGACGCUACCCCGUGCAGUGAGGGGAAGGCAGCAACAGGGAGUGGGAGAGGGAGAGGGAGGAGAAAAAGAGACAGCGGACAUGUGAGCCCUGGGAUUUUUUUUUCCUCUGAAAACGGGAACCCUGUUGUAAGUCCAGGCCAGCAGACCCCCUCGGCUGGCGUUGGGGAGAGGGGUGGGGGCACACCUCAUGAGAAGCACCUCCAGUCACCCUCUUGGGGAAAAGGAGGUGAGCUAAUGCUGGGGGACCAGGCAGACCUUAUGUCUUCGUUAGACAGCGGCAUCCAGAGUGUUGCUGCCAAGUCUGACAGCAGCUCACCAAGAGUGGACUUUCCUGACGAUGUCAGCACCCACUAUGGCAAUGAGGAUGAGGUGUCCUCCAGCUCAGAUGCAGGAGGAGCCUCGGCCACCAAGCCCAGUCGCAGUCCUAUGAUUACAGGCUCACCGAAAAUGCAGAGGAGCGAUCACGGUUUAAUGAAUGGACAAAAGCCCCUCGGCAUGGGCAUUAACAAUCACACUACCUCGACACCAGACAGCUACGGACUGAAUACUGGUGUGGGCUCCGGGACUAGCCACCCGGGCACUCCUGGGGUGGAGCAGGUACGCACCCCAUCCAGCUCCUCAGGCCAGGAAGAAAUCCAUCCUCUGGAGAUCCUUCAGGCCCAGAUCCAGCUACAGCGGCAACAGUUCAGUAUCUCAGAAGACCAACCCCUGGCCAUGAAGAAUGGCAAAAAGAGUGGUGACUGUCCCUCACAGAACGGAGACAAUGAGCUGGCAAGCUGCAGCCCGGAUGCUGGGAAGGGCUCAAUGGGCACUAUUGACCUUGACACACUGAUGGCAGAGCAGCACGCCACCUGGUACGUGCCCAGUGACAAGGCCAUGAUAGAUGGGUCGGAGGAUGACAAGGCCAUGGGACCCUGGGAAAAAAGCAAAAGCCAAAACAGCAAAGAAGAGUUAGAGCUCUCCCAGAGUAAGGCUGGAGCGGCCGGUCCAGGAGCUGGAGGAGGAGGAGGAGGGAGCAGCGGUGGAGCAAACCACCUGCAGUGCCUGUCUGUCCACUGCACAGAUGAGUUGGGAGACAGCAAGGGCCGAGGGGGACCCGUCUCCUCGUGGCGCUCUCUCCACUCGGAUAUCUCGAACCGUUUUGGGACGUUUGUCGCAGCGCUGACAUGAACAAGAAAACACAUAAAAGGAUUGGAGGAAGAAGGAUGGAGAAUUAGAAGAAAAAAAGCUCAACCUCAGAGACAAAAAAAUGAGGACGGUGAUGAGGAUAUGUUGGAGACAGGUGUGUGCAGCUCUUCAGGGAGAGAGAGAGACAUGAACACACACACACACACACACACACACACACACACACACACACACACACACACACACACACACACACACACACACACACACACACACACACACACACACACACACACACACACACACAUAUUAUAGCAAAUGCCAUGUUGUUGUUUUUCUGAUUCAUUCAGUCAAAAGUAAGAACAUCCUCUCGUUCUGCUGGGCGACAGCGGGGCUCAACUCCACGGCUGACGCCCACAUCUGGAAAACCUCAAAUCCAGCUUUUUUUCUUUUCAUUUCUUUGUUGAAAAAAAAAGUUAAAUGUGGGAAACGCAGAAGAAGAAGCAGACGAAGAAAAGUUGUCAUUGGCUUCGAUUGUAUACCGGGGUUUAGUUUAGUGGCUUUUUUAACUUUCAACAUUUGCAGGUCAGAAGAUUUUCCAUAAAACCUGCUGGUUUAUUCAGAAAAGGCCAGAAGAGUAAAAAGCAGACAAUUGGAGCCGAGAUUAUGCAUGAAUGUAACUCAGACUUUUGGUUUUCUUUUAUCAAAUCCAUUUUCAGUUUUUAAUCUUUCUCUUCAUAAAGCUUCCUGUUCUUCAUCCCUCUCUUCCGUCUUCUCUGCUAAACGUCUCGUGAGCUUCUUGUAUACAAUUCAGCCAAUGGGGACUUAAAAACGUGGUGAUCGAUGGUUUGUUUAAUAAGGGAAUUGAAAAAAAAGGAAUAUUGGUAUUGCACAUGUAUAAUAAGAGAACAUUGCUGUGUGUUAGGCAAUCUUGUAACCUUUAAAUAAAGCUUCUGAAUUUGAAUUUCUCAAACAAUAGAUGGAGGACUGUGACGGCAAUUUACAAACGGAUUUCUUUUGUUAUUGUUUUCUUUUUUUUAUUAAUAUGUAAAGUGCAGUCAUCUGUUUUCCUGCAUAUUGUAUAUAUCUGUAUAUGUUUUACUGAGUAACUAAAUAACAAUAAAUAUGAUGUUAAAGGUG
Messenger RNA from Nothobranchius furzeri (turquoise killifish), 5858 nucleotides. The record is from RefSeq and is a predicted model, not a curated record. NCBI's taxonomy places the organism in Eukaryota, Metazoa, Chordata, Actinopteri, Cyprinodontiformes, Nothobranchiidae.